This is a messenger RNA of Pararge aegeria (speckled wood butterfly), 859 nucleotides long. RefSeq names its product partner of Y14 and mago (gene Pym). Gene Ontology annotation, biological process: exon-exon junction complex disassembly. The transcript has 3 exons. The coding region runs from base 154 to 723 and encodes 189 amino acids. NCBI's taxonomy places the organism in Eukaryota, Metazoa, Arthropoda, Insecta, Lepidoptera, Nymphalidae. The record is from RefSeq and is a predicted model, not a curated record. Gene Ontology annotation, cellular component: cytoplasm; exon-exon junction complex. Gene Ontology annotation, molecular function: RNA binding.
ACAGUUUCGAAAUGUCAGUAGUGUCAAAUUGUCAAAGCGAAAUGGUGAUACGAAAAUAGCACUGCCGAAAUCAACGCGGUUGUUUGAGUUUCUUGAAAGUUAACUUAUUUUAUUAAAAAAACAGACGCUCCUGUCCACUGCCCAUGAGAGACAAUGGCGACUUCUGCAUAUGAACAUGACGCUGACGGUGGUAAAUUUAUACCUGCAACCCAACGACCCGACGGCUCUUGGAGAAAACCUAGACGUAUAAAAGAUGGUUAUGUGCCACAAGAAGAGGUCCCCUUAUACGAGAGUAAAGGCAAGCAGUUCAAAGCCAAGCAGAACACCGGCCUUCCGGUCGGUCUUACUAGUGAAAUAGCGGAGGAAAUUAAGAAAUCUAAAAAAGGCACUUUCCAGCCUAUACCAGGCAUGAUAAUUAAUGUUGAGAAGAAGAAAAAGAAAAAGAAGACAGCUGUAGAAGAAGCAGCCGAUAAACUUGGAAAAUGUGAAAUAAUAGAGCCAACAUUCACUAGUCCAUCACCAGCACCUAAUGCAAUAUCAACACAGUCAGAUCCAGUUAAAAGGUUAAAAAACUUGAAAAAGAAAUUAAGAGAAAUUGAGGUGCUGGAAGAAAAAAUUAAAUCGGGAACCGUCAAAAAUCCAGAUAAAGAGCAAAAAGAGAAGAUCUCAAAGAAAAAUGACAUAAUUAAAGAAAUAGACACAAUAGAAACGAGUAGCGAGUGACCUAAGUGAAAAUGAUUACUGUCUAAAAUAUAUUAUCAAAGAUCAAUUUUUCAAGAAUUGCAUAAUGAAUUUGCCUUGCGUGAAUGUCCAGCAAGAUUUGAGCAUUGAGGAAUUUACAUUUUAUUUACACCUAAUA